AUGGAAGCCACCUCCAGCCAAUCCCGCGCCCGCUCCGUCUCCCACUCCCGCCCCACAACACCCCUCCGCCCACCCUCUCGCUCCUCUACCACGCAAAACCCUGCGCACCCUCACAAUUCGUCCACCAGCUCCUCAUCCACCGCUCUCGACACACUCGAACCCCAAUUCGCCGAGCUGGCCGACAGCAUGGCCGACCUCGAGGCCAACUUCAUGCACCUCCAACUCAUGCACGAGAGUCUCGCGCGGUUCGGCGAGAGCUUUGCCGCGUUCCUCUACGGAUUGAAUGUCCGGGCUUUCUGUGUGGACUUCCCGGAGACGCCGGUGCAGGAGAGCUUUGAGAGGUGGAAGGCCGGGAAGAUGGAUAAUUCGGGCGAGAGGGAGGGGGAGAUGACAUUUAUGACUACGGAUACCUCGUUUGUGGAGCAGGGGUCUACGAGUAUUGUUUCGAAGGCUACAACGACGACGCAGACACCGAAGCGUGAACCACCACCGCCAGUUACGCCGAGGCUGACGAACACGAAUAAUACACGGGGAACAGGACCAGGGACGAAAGGGUUGGGAGGAGGUGGUGUUGGUGGGAGGGGUUAUACGAGGGGUGUCAGGGGAAGUGGGCUGGCUAGGCCUAGGGGUAGGGGGGUAAGAUGA
Endocarpon pusillum Z07020 is the source of this 645-nucleotide messenger RNA. RefSeq lists its product as uncharacterized. Gene Ontology annotation, biological process: mitotic sister chromatid biorientation. The transcript has 2 exons. The coding region runs from base 1 to 645 and encodes 214 amino acids. NCBI's taxonomy places the organism in Eukaryota, Fungi, Ascomycota, Eurotiomycetes, Verrucariales, Verrucariaceae. The record is from RefSeq and is a predicted model, not a curated record. Gene Ontology annotation, cellular component: mitotic spindle polar microtubule; mitotic spindle; DASH complex.